UUAUAUCUUGGCAAAUGUGCACGGUAAGCCACUCUAAUCACAACGUUGACGCACGGAACCAUCCAUCUCUGACCUUUCUUUCUGCUACAAAGAUCUCUCAGUCAAGCAUCAUGUCCCAGCUGGCCGAUAAAUCUCUUCGAUCCGAGGGCAAAGGCAUCGUCAAACCCGGCACGCAGCCCUCGAAAGAUCAGUCCACCCCAGGUCGAUCAGCCUACGGAGUCCCCACCAUCAACGUCCUCUCCACGGCCAUCUCUCGUGGAAAGCCGCCCGCCGACCAGCAGACCAGGUCCGACUUCUGUUUCGACCGGCUCCUCAGCUUCUUGCCGCACGACGAACACAAGCUGCUCCACGUCUACCGAGCGCUCGACGUGCCGUCCGCCAGACUUCGCAAAUGGGCGUCCAAGGGCAGGAAGAGGCUGGGCGAGAAGGUGCUUGCGCGACUAGAGCAACAGAAGGACGCCGCGCCGGGCGAGUACCAGUUCGCCGUCGACCACCCCUAUGUCUGGGGUCUCGGGAACGGCGACGUUUGGGCUAGGGCGGGCCAGGCCUACGACCACAAGCUCAAGGGCGAGCCUUUGCGUCUAUCGGACAAAAAGGAGGCAGUGAAGCAGGAAGACAUUCUGCGUACUGCCGCGGACGGAGCUUUAUCUCCUCGACCGAACGAGACAUCCAGAUCUAGCAGAAAGCGGAACAGAAAUGCGCUUGACGAUACCACAAAGGUGCCCGGGGCACAUGGUCGACACACCAAGUUCCAGAAGAAGAAGGCCGCGGGAAUUGGUCCAAGUCCGCUUCGCAAGUCCUCAUCUAGCAAAUAGGCAGAAGCUGCUUGAAUCACGUUAGUGGUGGCUUCUGCUGUCACAGCAUCUGCUCUAUCGAACGCUAUAAUCCGUUGCGAUCCUAGCUUCCUGGCUCGCGUAGACACAAUAGUAAUGAGCCAACCGUAGCCCCAGUUUUGGUGCUACCUACAUCACGAAUCGUCCAAGGGAUUUUGGCAGGGUGACGACGUCUUGGUGGCCUUUGGAAUUGGAUCUCCGACAACUGGUAGGAUAUACAGGCAAGAGUGUGGCGGAAGAAAAAUGACCUAGAAAAAGGGAGCGAAGGAAUGAGGCUGGAUGGAUAUUUGCCGGCACAUAGGAUAGCGGCACAAGAGGGCUAGUAAUAUCUGCAAGACCGAGAUAAUGGUAUCGGUACUCAAAUUCGCAGACAUUGAGCACGAGACUCUAAUGCAAUACGAUUUCUUGGG
Molecule: messenger RNA, 1243 nt
Organism: Colletotrichum navitas
Lineage: Eukaryota; Fungi; Ascomycota; Sordariomycetes; Glomerellales; Glomerellaceae
Exons: 2
Coding region: 15-815 (266 amino acids)
Source: RefSeq, a predicted model, not a curated record